Bombyx mandarina (wild silkworm) is the source of this 4455-nucleotide messenger RNA. RefSeq names its product receptor-type guanylate cyclase Gyc76C. Gene Ontology annotation, molecular function: ATP binding; peptide receptor activity; guanylate cyclase activity. Gene Ontology annotation, cellular component: plasma membrane. NCBI's taxonomy places the organism in Eukaryota, Metazoa, Arthropoda, Insecta, Lepidoptera, Bombycidae. Gene Ontology annotation, biological process: protein phosphorylation; intracellular signal transduction; cGMP biosynthetic process. The record is from RefSeq and is a predicted model, not a curated record.
UGGCGUGGUGAUUAGUGAUGGUGGACGAAAUGGAAUUAUUGUGUACUUUGUAAAGCAACAAGUUUUUUGCGCACAUAAACUGAAAUAGUUGGAACAUCGAUAGUGUCGUGGGGAAUACUUUGUGAUGUGAUGUUAUAAUAAAAGGUUUUUUUGGCCAACGAAGUGAAUGCCGUAAUUCGUCUAAACCUUAAAACUUUCUAAGUUCAGCGAAAUAUACGUAAAAAAUCAGUGUUAACAGUUUGUACCUAAAUAAUAAAUUCUUUGGAUAAACUAGGUCUCGUAAUAUUUACAUGAGAGAAGAAAGUGUAGAUUAAAAUUUAAUGUACUUGAAGGUUUUAAAUGUGUUGACAAUCUUGACCAAUUAAUGUCUUGACCAUUGAUGAAGAGCAAGUUGACACAUUUCAAUACAAGGAAUAUUUACCAUUCAUGGUGAAACUGUCACGGUGAAGGCGACGGCAUGUGGCACGGCGCGCGGGUGUUGGUGCUCGCGGCGCUGGGCUUACUGGCCGGGCCUUCGCUUGCCCACAAGAAGUUCAAUAUUACCAUUGGCUACUUACCGGCUCUUACCGGUGACUUGCGAGACAGGCAAGGACUCACAGUCUCCGGGGCACUGUCGAUGGCACUUGAAGAGCUGAACAAUGGAGUCGACCUGCUGCCGGAUGUGGAGAUUCAGUUGCAGUGGAAUGACACGAAAUAUGACAUGGUGACUUCUACCAGGCUCAUCACAGAAAUGAGUUGUGCAGGUGUAGCAGCCUUUUUCGGACCCGAAGGUCGCUGUGAAACCGAAGCCAUAGUUGCGCAAUCCAGAAACCUGCCUAUGAUCUCUUACAAAUGCUCAGACUACCAAGUAUCUAGGUUACCAAACUUUGCCCGAUUAGAGCCUCCCGGCGUUCAGGCGACAAAAUCGUUGAUAUCGUUGCUACGUUACUAUAGAUGGAACAAAUUCUCUAUAUUGUAUGAAGAAUCUUGGAUGACGGUCGCCCUGACGUUGGAGAACUAUGCCAAGGACUUUAACAUGACUGUAAACCAUCAGAGGCCCGUCAUCAAUCAUUUUAAAUGUUGCGAAGAGAAAAUGGCUUGCUGUGCACCCGGUUUCUGGUAUCAGUUCAUUCAUGAUACAAAAAACAAAACAAGAAUUUACGUUUUCCUUGGGUCGACUUCUGGACUAAUAGAGAUGAUGACCGCCAUGGAGUCGCUGCAGUUAUUCGCGAAGGGCGAGUACAUGGUUAUAUUCGUGGACAUGAUGACGUACUCUCUUAAAGACUCUGUCAAGUAUUUGUUAAAAACCGAAGAUCGUGUAUCGUCGACAUUAAUAUGUCCGAACACGCCUGAAUUUAAAAAGAGAGCCCAGUCGUUACUGGUGAUAGUUUCGUCGGAACCAUCCCCGGAAUAUCAAGAGUUUACGGCUAAAGUCAGGAAAUACAAUUCUCUAGAACCAUUCAAUUUUCCCGAUGUCUUUGGCAGCAAGUACAAUAAGUUUGUAUCCAUUUACGCUGCGUACUUGUAUGAUUCGGUGAAGCUGUAUGCUAAAGCUCUAGAUGAAAUAAUCAAGGAGGAAACUCAAAAGGAGCCCUUGACGCAGGCCAAGCUAACGAAUAUUGUCACUAACGGAACAGCCAUUGUGGCGAAGAUGAUUAAAAGCUCGCCAUACAAAAGUGUGUCCGGUAUGACGAUACGUUUAGAUGAUCGUGCCGAUUCCGAGGGAAACUUCUCCGUGCUCGCUUUCAAGCCGAUAAAAUUCAACGAGAUUGAUAUAAACUGCAGUUACAGUAUGAUACCGGUUGCUCAUUUCCAGCAAAACAGUAAAGAGUUUCCUGACUACAAACUAAAUUCACGUAUACCGAUCGAUUGGCCUGACAGCGUGAAACCGGAGGACGAACCGUCUUGCGGUUUCAACAACGAGAAAUGUCCAAGGGACGACUCGCAGAUAACGUCCCUCGUUGUGGCGGGAACGUUAGCGGUGACUUUGUUUUGUACGUUGGUCGUCACGAUCAGCAUAUACCGAAAAUGGAAGAUUGAACAAGAAAUAGAAGGUUUGCUUUGGAAAAUAGACGCACAGGAAGUUACCGGAUAUUCCGACAACGGCCUCGUGUGCUCGCCCAGUAAGUUGAGCCUAGCGAGCGGUAUAUCAUACGAAAUGUGCCCACAAAUAUUCACCACGACGGCGCAAUACAGAGGGAAUUUAGUCAGGAUAAAAAAAUUGAAGUUUUCUAAAAAGAAGGAUAUAUCUCGGGACAUAAUGAAAGAGAUGCGGCUGCUGCGCGAGCUGCGUCACGACAAUCUCAACUCGUUCAUCGGCGCCGUCGUGGAGCCGAUGCGCGUGCUCAUCCUCACCGACUACUGUGCCAAGGGGAGCUUGUAUGAUAUAAUAGAAAACGAAGAUAUCAAAUUGGAUCAAAUGUUCAUAUCUUCGCUUAUUCACGAUCUCAUUAAGGGUAUGAUCUUCAUUCAUUCAUCGCCUUUAAUAUUUCACGGAAAUCUCAAAUCCUCGAAUUGUGUAGUUACAUCAAGAUGGAUGUUACAAGUAGCCGAUUUUGGUCUUCACGAGUUGAGAUAUUGGGCUGAAAACGAGUUUAUUGGAGAACAUCAAUAUUAUAGAGGUUUGCUUUGGAAAUCACCAGAGUUGUUGAGAGGAUUAAACAACCCGAAUGGCAUCGUGGGCGGAACGCAAAAAGGUGACGUCUAUGCGUUUGGGAUUAUUCUAUACGAAGUGAUAGCGAGAAAAGGCCCUUUUGGAAAUGUCGCAAUGGAGCCCAAAGAUAUAAUAGACCGCUUGAAGCGGCCGAAGUUGGACGGCGAAGAGUUGUUUCGUCCGGACACGAGCAGCAUCGACGGCGGCAUCGACGACUACAUCGUGUCGUGCAUGAAGGACUGCUGGGCAGAAGAUCCCAACACGAGACCUGACUUUCCUACGAUUAGAACCAGACUAAAGAAGAUGAAAUCGGGACAAUCAAAAAACAUAAUGGAUCAAAUGAUGGACAUCAUGGAGAAAUACGCUAAUAAUUUAGAAGAACUAGUCAAUGAAAGAACGAGGCUAUUGUACGAGGAGAAACAGAAAACCGAAGACUUAUUACACAGAAUGCUGCCAAAGUCAGUAGCUAGGAGGCUGACGUCCGGGGAGGGGGUUGAACCGGAAUCGUUUGACUCGGUGACGAUUUACUUCAGCGAUAUCGUCGGCUUCACGGCCAUGUCCGCCGAGAGCACGCCGCUGGAGGUCGUCAACUUUCUCAACGAUCUGUAUACGGUAUUCGACAGGAUAAUAAGGGGCUACGAAGUGUACAAAGUGGAGACCAUAGGUGACGCGUAUAUGGUGGUGUCUGGCCUUCCCAUUCGAAAUGACGAUCGCCACGUUGGUGAGAUAGCGUCGAUGGCGCUCGAGCUCUUGAACGCCGCUAAAAGUCACAAAAUUUCACAUCGACCGAAGGAAACUCUCAAACUACGGAUUGGAAUUCAUACGGGGGCCGUGGUGGCGGGCGUGGUCGGCCUCACGAUGCCGCGCUACUGCCUGUUCGGGGACACCGUGAACACCGCGUCGCGCAUGGAGUCCAACGGGGAACCGCUCCGGAUCCACAUAUCGCCGAGCUGCAAGCAAGCGCUCGACAAGAUAGGCGGCUACGUCGUCGAGCCCAGGGGCACGAUAUCGAUCAAAGGAAAAGGACAGCUCCAAACUUAUUGGCUCGUGAGCGCUACCGAAAAAGCGAUUCAGAAGAGGCCCGUGGAAGAGGAGGAGCGGCCUCUGUUCCGCCGGCCCAGGAGGAGUCCGCGGCUCACGGACUCGCGACACCCAUCAGUCACAGGAGUCAUAGGCGGGGCGGUCCGACAGAGAGUAUCGAGCCUAGCGCGGAACAGCGUGGAGCCCAUCGUCGACAGCUUCAACCGCGGCUCGCGCGCGUCCCUGCCCGCACCCGUCUCGUACUCGCCCGUGCGGAGACGGUCGCGCACGGACUACGGUCAGAGGAUCAGGAACGCGCUGAGUUCGAUCGCGUCGUCGACGGCGUGCGAGCGUGCGCGCUCCUUGGACGUGUUCCCGGGCGAGCACGGCGCGCCCGCCGGACCGGCCGUCUCCACAGUCUCCGGCGAGCGCGUGUUCAACGGGAACGCGCUCCCGGACGAGCCGCCGCCCCCCGAGGAGAGCCCGCUCCUGCGCAAGUGCAGCCUGUACAACCGCCUCGACCUGCCGCGCCGCAAGGUGCACGACUCGAGCUACAUCGAGUCGUACAAGCGGUCCCGGUCGCUCGAGAACGUGGGCGACGACAAGUCGGACCGCAAGCCGGCGCGGCUCGCCAUCCGCUCGUGGCUGCUCGACAUAUUCGGCGGCGCCGCCCGCGGCAGCAGCGCCUCCCUGCGCCGCGCCGCCCCGCUCCUCGACCGGGAGUCCGCCGUCUGAUGUCCGAUAUCGUGUAUGUAUAUGAAAAGCUGUUGUAAAUAAUACAAAUAAAACGAUGUUACCGUCAA